AACAUACAGAACACCCUUGUUCAGAACGUUGACUUCCAAAUUUGGCGCCGACCGACCUGUUUCAUUUCCUUUUCGGAACACACACCAGAUAUCCAGAGGCACUCUCUUCAGAUUCCAUCGACACUUCAAGAAGCUGAUUCGGAACCCUCCUGAUCCGUGCUCAGCCUAUUUCUCACGAGGAAGAAGUAUCGAUACAGCCUUUAGGUUUUAGUACUACACUCUUCCGGUUAUAUUUGAGGGGUUAGGGAUGGGUGAUGAGCCACCUCUUCGACCAGAUCCCGUACUGACAGAUAAUGAGGACAACCUGACAGAUCCAUCGCCACAUCACUCGUUACCAACCACAAACCCUUCUGGACAAACAGCCACUAUGGAAUUUGAGCAGUAUCCACGACAACAGUUCGGCAUGCCGCAAUUUGCUGUCCCUGGAGCUCUCGACAUGUCGAGCAUGGCAGCGGCGCUGCCCGACUAUCAGUUGCGACCACUUCAACAACAUUCGUUCCAACACCAAUAUCAAUCUCCCGCCGUCGGCAACCACUCCAUGAUGUAUCAGUACAACCAGGGCGCGCAAUUUGCUGGACAAGCCGCCCAUAAUUACUCGCAGGCAUUCGCUCAGCAGUAUCCUUCACAAUAUGCGCAAGGCACUCCGCCUCGUCAGCCACAUGCGGCAGCAUACCCACAAUUCAUCGGGACACCGGGAGGAAGCAGCGGGCAGCAGCAGUUCCAGAACCAAGCGUUCAUAUUACAACAGCCCAUGUUUUCGGCUCCCAACACAGCGACGCACCACCAACAGCAAGGAGGUUAUCCACAAGCGUUCGUCAACCCGGCCUACGCAGCAGGAUACGGGACGAGAGUAGCGGGCGCAUACCCAAUACCGCAAUUGCGACUGGAUAGCAGCCUUACCCAGCCGCAGGCGCAAAACUUUUAUCAGCAGUCUCACAAUCCAGCUGUAAGACGCACCAGCUCCAAUUCUUCCCUAACCACAUCCACCCUCAGAGGGCCGCCCAGGAAACCCAAACAAUCUGGUCACGCACUUUGGGUGGGCAAUCUCCCUCCUGCAACACACAUCAUCGACCUUAAGGACCACUUCUCCAAGGACGCGACAGACGACAUUGAGAGUGUGUUCUUGAUCUCGAAGAGCAACUGCGCCUUCGUCAAUUACAGGACAGAAGCCAGUUGUGCAGCCGCCAUGACUCGUUUCCAUGACUCCCGCUUUCAGGGAGUUCGUCUUGUUUGCAGACUGCGUCGUGGAAGUUCAUCUCCAGCGACUCCAGCCCAAAGCCACGUUCAAUCAGCAGCACAGCUGCCUGACGGUGUAGGUGAGAGCGACGAGAAGCCGGAAGAAUCUGGUGCACACCAAGAGACAGUCGCAGGGGAUGUUGUUACAGCAGAGCCAGAUUCCGUCGAUAAAGUCAAGGAGAAGUUCUUCGUGGUCAAGAGCUUGACUGUGGAAGACCUCGAACGAAGUGUGAACAGCGGAAUCUGGGCCACGCAGGCUCACAAUGAGGAUGCACUUAACAAGGCUUACAAUUCAGCUGAGAAUGUAUAUCUGAUAUUCUCUGCGAAUAAGUCUGGCGAGUAUUUUGGUUACGCCAGAAUGGAGUCAGCCAUCGACGACGAAUCUGCAGCCAGCAUCGACUAUCAACCUCGGGCUGAAAUUCCAGAUCCCAGCCCAUCAGACCUCCCUUUGACGAUUCCCACACCCGCCACCGCUACUGCCCCGAAAGGGCGCAUAAUUGACGACUCAGCUAGGGGUACCAUCUUCUGGGAAGCAGAGAGCGAUGGAAAAGACAAAGAAGUGACUCAAGAGGACGAGGGUAACGUGUCUGCUGGCGAAGGAUACGAGUCAGGCAGUCCCGCCACGCCACAAACCUUUGGCAAACCCUUCAAGAUCAAGUGGAUGUCGACUGAGCGCCUACCCUUUUACAGGACAAGAGGACUGAGAAACCCCUGGAAUGCCAACCGAGAGGUCAAGAUUGCCCGGGACGGAACCGAGAUCGAGCCUUCCACCGGUAGGAGGUUGAUUGCCAUGUUCCAUCGCCCUCAACUAUCCUCAGCGAGCCCUGGAGCUCCCCGACCACAGCAGCUUGCUUCAGGUCCCAUGGGCGGCUACAUGUCUCCUCAUGCCUCCGCCGCAGGUGGCAUGUAUGGAAGAUCAUACUGAUUGAUGUAUUUGGAACAUUUGUUAUUUGUACAGAGAUCGCGACUCUACAGCGACAGUUUCAUGCUUGUACGAUGACAUGACGAUGAGAUGACAUGGGCACAAAACCGAAAAGCAACAAUGUUUUGAGAGCAACAAUUUAGAGUGGAGGCUGGAGCCACGCUCGAUGAUAUCUUCUUAGCAUAUAUACAUGAGGGGGCUUCGCUGGGCGAGCCUCACUUCAGUUCCAAAGGGACAGGGGUUUUAAUGGCCGCUGAUGGAUAGAAGCGA
Molecule: messenger RNA, 2428 nt
Organism: Exophiala viscosa
Lineage: Eukaryota; Fungi; Ascomycota; Eurotiomycetes; Chaetothyriales; Herpotrichiellaceae
Product: YT521-B-like domain-containing protein
Exons: 5
Coding region: 248-2161 (637 amino acids)
Biological process (GO): regulation of alternative mRNA splicing, via spliceosome; mRNA splicing, via spliceosome
Cellular component (GO): nucleoplasm
Molecular function (GO): mRNA binding; N6-methyladenosine-containing RNA reader activity
Source: RefSeq, a predicted model, not a curated record